AUGUACUUGAGUUUUCAAAACAAUUCAUUUUGGGAAAGCCUGCACUUAAAAAAUGGGCUUGAAGACUGGGAUAUAGGAGAGGAGCUCAAACUCACCAUCACUACUGAAGAGUCUCUGCAAGGUCUACCAGCUCCUGAUGAGACCCCACGCCAUCUCAUGCUGCAGUGGCACGCUGACCCCCUGGCACAUGAGUGCUUGGUGCCAGGGACACGACCAGAUGCCAGGGAACCUGGCAUUAAACCCCAACUGUGGACAUGGGUAAACCCCAGCCUAGUCUGCCCCAUCCCUGGGAGCCCUAGCAUGGACCCAAACAGAUCCAAGAGCCCGGUGGCCUCAGUCCCUGAUGCCAUGGAAACCUCCCCUAUGAAUGCAUCCUGGGGCUACUUGGACUCGGACUGCUCCAAGGAGGAUGUCCAGCCAUCCUCCAGCGAGGCUGGAAAGCUUACUGAAGAUGAAGAUGCUUCCCCCAUGGACACCCCAGCUCCACAGGAGAUCCUGGAAACUCAGGAACCCAAGAAGAUGCUGAUGCCUCAGACAUCUGAAGUCCUCAGACCUCAGAGCAAGAAGCUCAAGUGCCGCAAGCAAACAAACAACAAAACUGAGGGAGGCUGGCCCCGUCCCCCCCUGAAUUACUGCCUCCUCAUCACCCUUGCCCUGCGCAACAGUGGAAGUGGCAGUCUGACUGUACAGCAGAUCUACGAGUUCACACGGCAGCACUUCCCAUUUUUUGAAACGGCCCCACAGGGCUGGAAAAACACGAUCAGACACAACCUGUGCCUCCGAAGCUGCUUUAAGAAAACCACUGGCUUUGUGUGUGGCAACAAAAACCGCAAGUCUUGCCUGUGGAGACUGACUCCAGAAGGAUGCAGAAAGUUUCAGAUGGAGACACAGGCUCUGCCUGAAGAGGACCUUGUCUUGGUGUGCCAAAGCAUGAGCAAUCCAGAUCUCAUGAGAUCCCUCUUUGGCCUGUGA
Messenger RNA from Calypte anna (Anna's hummingbird), 972 nucleotides. RefSeq names its product forkhead box R1 (gene FOXR1). The record is from RefSeq and is a predicted model, not a curated record. Gene Ontology annotation, molecular function: sequence-specific double-stranded DNA binding; DNA-binding transcription factor activity. Gene Ontology annotation, cellular component: nucleus. NCBI's taxonomy places the organism in Eukaryota, Metazoa, Chordata, Aves, Apodiformes, Trochilidae. The transcript has 6 exons. Bases 1 to 972 code for a protein of 323 amino acids. Gene Ontology annotation, biological process: regulation of DNA-templated transcription.